AUUGAUUUGGUUUGAUCUACUCAUUGGAUAACAACACAACACAUCAUAAACGAUCCAUUUUUAAUGUGUCCAUGGCACAAACAAGUUGAGCAGUUACGCGAGCUGGUUUAAAGUGGAUUCGAUCUGUAUUUCUAGAUAUGGUAGGUUGUAGCUUAAAGGUAGUCGAAUAAGGAUGCAUGUUAUAUAUUCAUGCCUGACUUAAAAUGACACAAUUUAUCUAUAAUCGGAGGUAUUGGUAAAAAUCACAAGUGACAGAAGAAACUUUUUUAUCAUCUGCUUUUUUGACCCAAAAUUUGCAUAAUAAUCCCAAUUUAAUUAUGAUUACAGAUUAUUUUAUAAGCGUCUACAUCAAUGCAUUUUAUUUUAAUUACUCUGAUAAAAAAAACACUAGAAAACAUAGAUAUAAACUCACUUUGUCUGUCUUUCAUUGUCAGAAACUUCUAAAGAGUCUUCUCUUCCUUCUUCUGGACAAGAUACAGACAAAAAACACAAAAAGAUAAUGAAAGGAAGAGUCAUAGCUCUUACAAACCUUAACGACCUCGAACUACACAACUUCUUGGUCGAUCCAAACUUCGAUCAGUUCAUAAAUCUCAUAAGAGGAGAUGAUCAAACCAUCGAACACCCACCUCUUGAUUUCGACCUCGGUGGUCCUUUACACAACAGCCCAUGUUUCAUCGACGACAACCAGUUUAUCCCAACACCUGUCGACGACCUGUUCGACGAGUUGCCUGAUAUAGACUCCAAUGUGGCCGAAUCGUUCCGUAGCUUCGAGGGUGAGAGUGUUGUAAGAGCAAGCGGCGAAGACGAUUACAACGACGGCGAUGAUUCUUCUGCCACCACGACGAAUAAUGAUGGAAGCCGUAAGAAGAAGACGGAUCGGUCGAGAACUUUGAUCUCCGAGAGAAAAAGGAGAGGUCGGAUGAAGGAUAAGCUCUACGCGUUGAGAUCUCUUGUUCCAAACAUUACUAAGAUGGAUAAAGCAUCCAUUGUGGGAGAUGCAGUGGCGUACGUUCAAGAGCUGCAGUCACAAGCCAAGAAACUCAAAGCUGAUAUCGCUGGCCUUGAAGCUUCUUUAACUUCCACUGAAGGGUACCAAGAACCUGCACCAGUUGCUCAGAAAAGUCACACUUUCCGUUGUAUUAAUCCACCGGUUUCCAAGAAAAUCAGUCAGAUGGAUGUUAUUCAAGUAGAGGAGAAAGAGUUUUAUGUGAGAUUGGUGUGUAAUAAAGGAGAAGGUGUUGCUGCAUCACUCUACAAGUCUUUGGAGUCUCUUACAAGUUUCCAAGUGCAAAACUCCAACCUAAGCUCCCCUUCUCCUGACACAUACCUCUUAACAUAUACAUUAGAUGUAAACCAACUUGUCCCUUUCUACAUUUUUUGUGGUUUAUGUAAGUUUACGUUUACCAAGUACCGAGUUUGCUUGUUUGCUGAAAACAGGGGACAUGUUUUGAACAGAGCUUAAACUUGCCUAACCUGAAGCUGUGGAUCACUGGAUCACUUCUAAACCAAGGUUUUGAAUUCAUCAAGCCAUUCAAUUGAUUCUGUAACGCUGUGUUCCAGUAUGAUUAUAAUCCGGUUAUGUAUCUCAUUGAUUGUCUUCCUUUCUGUAUGUUUCAUAACUUUCCAGCGAUCUAAUUUUUAUUCGGAAGCUGAUGUAAGUGAUUCUCUAUUGAAUAAACAACCAACAACAUAUCCAAAGUCUUAAUUUGACAAGAGAACAUCUUUUACGUG
Messenger RNA from Brassica napus (rape), 1731 nucleotides. Its product is annotated as transcription factor FER-LIKE IRON DEFICIENCY-INDUCED TRANSCRIPTION FACTOR-like. Gene Ontology annotation, biological process: regulation of DNA-templated transcription. Gene Ontology annotation, molecular function: protein dimerization activity; DNA-binding transcription factor activity; sequence-specific DNA binding. The coding region runs from base 500 to 1462 and encodes 320 amino acids. Gene Ontology annotation, cellular component: nucleus. NCBI's taxonomy places the organism in Eukaryota, Viridiplantae, Streptophyta, Magnoliopsida, Brassicales, Brassicaceae. The record is from RefSeq and is a predicted model, not a curated record. The transcript is spliced from 3 exons.